Molecule: messenger RNA, 996 nt
Organism: Caenorhabditis bovis
Lineage: Eukaryota; Metazoa; Nematoda; Chromadorea; Rhabditida; Rhabditidae
Source: the annotation of a GenBank genome assembly
AUGGAAAAUGACUUCAACUGCAGUUUGAGCUAUUUCAUUUUCAAUUCAUUCAAACCCCACGAAUUCUAUUACAAUUGCACAUCCAAUGACAAUGUGGGGGAAAUUCAGAAGCCGUUGGGCAUUUAUUUCAUAUCCAGCGGUCUAUUCAUCCUCAUUCUCUACACGCUGUGUCUCAUUGCGAUGGCCAAAAGCGAUCUGAUGAGAAGCUCGUGCUACAAGAUUAUGAUGCUUCUCGGCAUUCUCGAUAUCAUCUGCACAUUCACUAAUUCGUUGGCCACUGGAUUCUUGGGAUACGAGGGUGCAACGUUCUGCUCUUACCCAAGAUUCAUCUUCGUUAUGGGAUCCAUUGGAUGCGGCUGUUGGAUCGGAUCGUGCCUAAUCUGUGUGAUCCUCGGGAUCAACCGCUGCUGCGAUAUGAACCCCAAUUUAAAAAUUCGAUUCAUUUUCCAAGGAAGCCGCACCUACAUAGUUAUAGGUGUGAUAUCAAUUCUAACCUUAUGCGAAACAUUUUUCACAAAGCCGUUUUUAUUCAACUCAAACUAUAUGUGUUGGUUUUUCGACCCCAAACUUGGUUUAAAACACAGUUAUUAUAUAAAUAAAAUUCAUACAAUUGUCAAUUGUUGCACCUCAAUCUUAAUCACCACAAUUUAUCUUUAUUUGUGCAUUUUCCUCAAGAAAAAAGGCAAAAUAUCACCGUCAGGAGUCGUUUCAAAAGUGCAAAGACAAGUGUUCAUUCAAUCCAUCCUAAUCUGCUCGUUCAAUGCCAUUGCUUCCUACAUUUACGUCUACAUGCAAUUAUUUUACUCUCCACCAUUUUUGGUGCUAAUCGGCCAGAUCUCAUGGCAAUGGAGUCACGGUUCGGUUUGUGUCGUCUAUCUGAUAAUCAAUCGGACGAUUCGAAAACGCGUCAUAAAUCUUCUGAUUUCCGAAGGAAUCCAAAAAAGAAUCCAUAUCGGCACACUUCAAUCGUCUUCUCUGAAUGCCGCCAGAUCAUAA